This is a messenger RNA of Rana temporaria (common frog), 1991 nucleotides long. It is a transcript of the gene MFRP, whose product is annotated as membrane frizzled-related protein. The coding region runs from base 150 to 1913 and encodes 587 amino acids. The transcript has 13 exons. The record is from RefSeq and is a predicted model, not a curated record. Gene Ontology annotation, molecular function: protein binding. Lineage: Eukaryota; Metazoa; Chordata; Amphibia; Anura; Ranidae.
AGGGUCACUCACCUGACUCGGAUUAGAUUGUCUGGCACAUUUUCUAGCAGCCCCCUCUCUGCUUUGGCACUCUGCUUCAAGCUUACAAAGUUCCACAAUAGGAAAAAGAAACACUUGGCAUCACAACAGCAGAAUCCUUCCGCACCCCAAUGACAAUAACUCAACAUAUCAAAAGCUGCGUGUCAAUGCACCAUCUAAACCCGAAACCAGGGGGACCUGGAGGGACAAUACUGAUACAACAAGAACAGUCACUCAGUGAGAACACCCGUGUCUCUCAACAUGUGUGCUCUGAGGACGAGGUGAUGUUCUGUAAUCCCAACUUUGACAAUGGAACAGAGUUCAUCUCAUCGGGAGCCUUUACAGACAUAGAUUUUGUCACACGAUCCUUGCAAGUCAGUACUGUUUCUCUACAGAGUAGAAGGCCUCAUCAUAAUCGUCUUACUGUACUCAUCUUCGUAGCAGUUAUCCUGGUCAUGGUGUUGAUUUUCAGUCUGACGCUUGGAAUUGUGAUGUCUAAGUAUAAGAAGAAUGAUCUGAAAACAGCAACACUGACCAAUACCAGUGUCCCUUCUACUGGAGUUAUCAUGGAAACUGAAUCUCCUCCUGUGUGUGGAGGAUUCCUGAGUGCCUCAGAGGGAAUAUUAAGCUCUCCGAAUUAUCCCUUUCAUUACCCACCCAACUCUCACUGCUCCUGGAUGCUGGAUGCAGGAGAAGGAAGGCUCGUCCAGAUUAAAGUGCAAUACUUAGAUGUGGAACGCUAUGGAUUUUGUCUUUUCGACUGGUUGGAGCUCAGAGAUGGUAACACAUCAAGCAGGUACUGUGGCUCUGUCACUCCCACUACAUUUAUUUCUAGCUCACAUUGGUUACAAGUCCAGUUUGUAUCUGAUUACCUUAAUGAAGGAGUAGGCUUCUUUGCAAAAUACCAAAUGAUUGAACCUAACCAAGGAAGCUGUUCCUGGGAUGAAUUCUUAUGUGAUGGACGACGUUGUGUCUUGCUUCCAGCCCUCUGUGAUGGAAUCUUUGACUGCAUUGACAGGACAGAUGAAGAGAACUGCAGUCAGAGCCAAUGGGACUGUGGGGGCUCUUUAAAUGAACUCCAAGGGUCUCUCUUCUCCCCCAGCCAUCCUGAACUUUAUCCCGGUAAGACUGUUUGUCGGUGGCUUAUCUCUAUAUCGGAUGGACUGACUAUCCAGCUCCAGUUCCACAACUUUAGCCUGGUGUCCCAGAAAGGCUGCAAUUAUGAUUAUGUUGAGGUCCAUGACAGUGCUGGAUUUGGAAUUGCCAGUUUGAUGGGAAGGUUCUGUGGUUCUGAAAUCCCUCCAACCCUCACUUCGUCUGGGGCUCAGAUGACUAUUCUAUUUGUGUCCAGUACAGUAUCAGAUAUAGGAUUCUUUGCAACAUAUCAAGCUUUAAAUGCUACAGAAAUUGAAUGCAGUUCCAUGGAUUUGAGAUGUGGAGAUGGAAAAUGUGUAUCUCUGCAAUGGGCUUGUGAUGGAUGGCAGGACUGCUCUGACGGGAGAGAUGAACUGGACUGUCCCGAGGUACCUGAUCCUGAAUCGGAGAACCCAUGUCGCCCACUGAAUGUUCCAUUAUGUCAAGGUCUAUCUUAUUCUCUCACGGUGUUUCCCAAUCUCUGGGUGUCUCUUCUGGAACAACCAGCUGCCAGUGAGCUGCUCAAAGGAUAUAAGAUUCUCCAGGAUCUGCCAUGUUUCCCUGCUAUGCGCCCAUUACUGUGUGCCCUGUUGGUUCCCAGCUGUUCAUCUGAUGGUGGAGCUUUACAGCCUUGUCGUUCAGUGUGUUUAAAUGCAAUGCAACUAUGCUUGACUCAAAUCGAGCAACUUGGCUUCUCAUGGCCUUUCAAGUGUGACCAUCUACCAGUGCGUAGCCAGCAACCGGACUGUGUGAUUCCCUGAUAAGCUCCAGUAUACUGACGGAGUUUAGACUGGCUGUACAUGUGAAAUAUCAAAUCAAUAAAUGCAUAUUAUUUAUCA